UCCUCGGCAGCAACAAAAACCCUUUCUGUCUUGGUCUCGGCUCCAAAAGCACGGGGAAAUGGCUUCUUCUGCACCGCCGGCGCCGGCCGAGAGACCGCACGCCGUGUGCCUGCCGGCGGCCGCGCAGGGGCACAUCAUCCCGAUGCUCGACGUGGCCAAGAUGCUCCACGCCCGCGGCUUCCACGUCACCUUCGUCAACACCGAGUACAACCACGCCCGCCUCGUUCGCUCCCGCGGCCCCGCCGCGGUGGCCGGCGUCCCGGGCUUCCGCUUCGCCACCAUCCCGGACGGCCUGCCGCCGUCUGACGACGACGUCACGCAGGACGUCGCGUCGCUGUGCGAGUCCACCACGGAGACCUGCCUCGGGCCCUUCCGCCGCCUCCUCGUGGACCUCAACGCAGGCGGCCCGCCCGUGACCUGCGUCGUCUCCGACGUCGUCAUGGACUUCUCCAUGGAGGCGGCCAGGGAGCUCGGCCUCCCCUACGUCCAGCUGUGGACGGCCAGCGCCAUCAGCUUCCUCGGCUUCCGCCACUACCGCCUCCUCUUCGCCCGCGGCCUCGCGCCGAUCAAAGACGUCGAACAGCUUACGGACGAGUACCUUGACACGCCGGUGGAGGACGUGCCAGGCCUGAGGAACAUGAGGUUCAGGGACUUCCCGAGCUUCAUACGCAGCCCGGCACCGGACGACUACAUGCUGCAUUUCGCGCUCCGUAUAACGGAGCGCGCGGCCGGCGCGUCAGCCGUGAUCGUCAACACCUUCGGCGACCUCGAGGGCGAGGCAGUGGCGGCCAUGGAGGCGCUCGGCCUGCCCAAGGUCUACACCAUCGGCCCGGUCUCGCUGCUGGCGCCGCUCAAGGGUCCAAGUUCCACCAUCAGCAUGAGCCUCUGGAAGCCGGAGGAGGAGUGCCUCCCGUGGCUCGACGACAAGGACGCCGGCUCCGUCGUGUACGUCAACUUCGGAAGCAUCACCGUCAUGACCAACGAGCAGCUGGUGGAGUUCGCGUGGGGGCUCGCCAAGAGCGGCAGGCACUUCCUCUGGGUCAUCCGCCCGGACCUCGUCAAGGGCGACACCGCCGUGCUUCCGCCGGAGUUCUCGGACGAGACGGCGGGGCGCGGGCUGGUGGCCUCCUGGUGCCCGCAGCAGGAGGUGCUGCGCCACCCGGCCGUGGGCGCGUUCCUGACGCACAGCGGCUGGAACUCGACGCUGGAGAGCAUGUGCGGCGGCGUGCCCGUCAUCAGCUGGCCGUUCUUCGCGGACCAGCAGACCAACUGCCGGUACCAGUGCACCGAAUGGGGCGUCGGCAUGGAGAUCGACGGCAGCGUCCGGCGCGACGCCAUCACGGACCUCAUCACGGAGGUCAUGGACGGGGAGAAGGGGAAGGUGAUGAAGAAGAAGGCGCGGGAGUGGAGGGAGAAGGCACUCAAGGCGACCGAGCCCGGCGGUUCUUCUCGCCGCAACUUCGACGAGUUGAUCCGCGACGUGCUAGCUCCGUCUUUCCACGGCGAUCCUGCUAGCUAGCAGUAGCACCUGCCCUGCUCCAUCCAUGAUGUAUUUUAUUCACCGUCAGCUGAGAAAUUCGAAAACCAAAUGUGGGCGACUCUGUGCAAGCCGAUUUUUGUUCUGCCGUUGGAUUGUGAUUGAACGGUCCAACAGAACUUCAGCACAACCAAAAUCGACUUACACAGGUUUUGUUUUCAAUAGAUUUGAUUUUCUUCUUUCAAUCAAAA
Messenger RNA from Triticum dicoccoides, 1728 nucleotides. RefSeq names its product 7-deoxyloganetin glucosyltransferase-like. The record is from RefSeq and is a predicted model, not a curated record. Lineage: Eukaryota; Viridiplantae; Streptophyta; Magnoliopsida; Poales; Poaceae. The transcript has a single exon. Bases 59 to 1519 code for a protein of 486 amino acids. Gene Ontology annotation, molecular function: quercetin 3-O-glucosyltransferase activity; quercetin 7-O-glucosyltransferase activity.